Messenger RNA from Thalassophryne amazonica, 2436 nucleotides. It is a transcript of the gene pdlim4, whose product is annotated as PDZ and LIM domain 4. Gene Ontology annotation, molecular function: actin binding; muscle alpha-actinin binding. Gene Ontology annotation, cellular component: stress fiber; adherens junction; filamentous actin. Bases 131 to 1219 code for a protein of 362 amino acids. The record is from RefSeq and is a predicted model, not a curated record. Gene Ontology annotation, biological process: heart development; actin cytoskeleton organization; muscle structure development. NCBI's taxonomy places the organism in Eukaryota, Metazoa, Chordata, Actinopteri, Batrachoidiformes, Batrachoididae. The transcript is spliced from 7 exons.
CCGUCGGACUCUUUUCACAGCUGGGACAGCGUUGCCUAGCAGCUGAAAGCGGACUGCUGCAGACUUUAUUUUACAACUUCGACUGAAGUGGAAAGGACCCGCGGGCGCUUUUGUCAUCUGUUUCCCGACCAUGUCUCGCGCCGUGAUAUUGAAAGGACCAUCUCCGUGGGGUUUUCGGCUGGUGGGAGGACGAGACUUCAGCACACCGUUAACCGUCUCCAGGGUAACUCCAGGCAGCAAGGCGGCUCAGGGUGAUCUCUGUCCAGGCGACACCAUCCUGGCUAUCAACGGCGACAGCACAGAGCACAUGACACACAUGGAAGCUCAGAGCAGGAUCAAAACCUGCACUCAGCAGCUCACACUCUACAUCAACAGAUCAGGAUCAGGAGACAGAGUGUGGUCGCCAACACUAAGUGAAGAUGGCAAGACAAGCCCUUACAUGGAUCCCGACUCACAGAAUUUCCGACCCAUCUCCAGUGGAUGUGUUGGUUACAGCCGUAAACCUUCAUACACAAGUGAACCCCAGCCCCCACAGGGUCCGCAGCACACUCACCUGAAUAAUGGACACUCCAGACCAAACAAUGAACACAGCUAUGGAUAUGGGAAUGGAACUGGACACACUCAGUAUAACAACCCAGCAGGGCUCUACUCCCAUAACAGCAGCAAUGGAGAGCGGGCUCUGUCAGGCAAGAUGGGAAGCCUCAGCAUGAGUGCCACACACAGCCCAGAGCCUCCUGUACACGCCACCGUGGGCCAUAAUGGUUUUGAGUCAGAUGUCUACAAGAUGCUGCAAGACUACGAGGAGCCCGCCUCUGAACCCAAACAGUCUGGCUCCUUCAAAUAUCUCCAGGGAAUCCUGGAGGCGGAAGAUGGAGGUGUGUCCCCAACAGAGAGACUAAGAAACCUAAAGUCUCCCAUCAGGUCUCCAAUAGCAAAGUUGGGGACCCCCUUCCUAAGCCCCAUGUCCAGUCUUCAGAAAUUACCCCAGUGUACACGCUGCUUUAAUGGAAUUGUGGGCACCAUUGUGAAAGCCAGGGACAAGCUGUAUCAUCCAGAGUGCUUUAUGUGCAACGACUGUGGCAUCAACCUUAAACAGAGAGGAUACUUCUUCAUCGAGGACAAUCUGUACUGUGAGACCCAUGCCAAGGCACGUGUCCAGCCUCCAGAAGGCUACGACGUUGUUGCUGUGUACCCAAACUCUAAGGUCGAGAUCGUUUGAGACACAAAGUGGAGCUGGAUAUACUGUAAUACAACUGGGGAACCAACAUAUGGGGGAAUUGGGCUACUGAAUAGCCCAGCCUACAUUUGUCAGGCAAUGACAAGCAGCAAUGCUGGUCUUGGAUCAGUUUUUUGGAAGAUCUCAUGAAAUGGGGGUUUCAGAGAUCCCAGACCAGCAUUUCUGCACUGACAGCUUUGAUUUAUGAGGCCAGCAGAACAUAAAUGUCUUGUACAGUGAGCAUGUUGGAAAAAUGCCGACUGUGUACAGCUGGGGACUGAUCAGCAUAACCAAACCACAGCUAAUUAAAAACCAACAGUGUGACCCAUCCAGUCAGCCCUCAUCACUCACUCAGAGUGCUUACUUAAGUUAUAGAUAAAACAUUGAAGACAGCCAAACCUCAUCUCACCGUCAUCAGUACAAUGUCAAAUGGUUCCAUAUACUAUCUAUGCCACAUACAGGAAGGAUGAUUUGAUUACAUGCAGAAUGAAAUUGCACUGUCACAUGGCCUUUUUCCAACAAAUAAUCCAAUUUCAAUGAACCACAGAUGUCACUUUGUGCUCUUAAUUACAGAUCUGAUUACAGAUGUGGAUUUUGGUAUAUAAUGCAAAAUAAGUUACUUAAAUUAACGGCUAUCCUUUUAAAAUUUUUGGAGAUGUUUGUUUGCUAAACUGAUGCUAUAAUGACUUUUAAAUCAUAAUAAAAAUUCCAAAUCAAUGAUUUUUAAACUGCAAAAUCUUAUGUUUGCCUAAUUUGUAGCUAAUCUACACUUAAUGACAAAAAUCACUUGAUAAGUAAAAUAUCAAGAAGAUGCAAGGACUUGUUUUUAGUUAAGAAAUUUUACAAAUCUUGGAGUCUGUUAAACAUCUUUUAUGUCAUAACACUUCCUAAUGCUUGCGACAUCAUGGUCAAGUGUUUUUUUUUCCCAGAAAUACCUAAAACUUUCACAAGUUCCAUUGAAAGAUUGUCUUACAUGAAGUGUGAGUGUAUGUAUAUAUUUAGAAAUGAGUGGGGGGGGGGGGGGAUCUUCCAAGAGAGAAAGAUUUCCAGAAAUAAGGUAUUGAAAAAUCCUUAGAAAACUAAUUUCGAGCUUUAUUUCACUAGUGUUGGGAAGUUUUACAUCUUUCACAAAUCUUAUGGUGAGUCAACAGAUUGUUUAAUCUCAGCUACAACUCAAAAUGAGAUGUUUACCAGACUUUCAUUUUCAAUAUGUCUAAAAA